Messenger RNA from Clunio marinus, 303 nucleotides. The record is from the annotation of a GenBank genome assembly. Lineage: Eukaryota; Metazoa; Arthropoda; Insecta; Diptera; Chironomidae.
AUGGACGAGUUUUUACAUGACUUAAUUUCACAUUCUAAUUUUAGUUCACGAACUAGUUUGAAGCUUCAACUUUUACCGAAAAUUAUACUCACUCAUGAACCUAAAAAAACACAUAUUACAUCAGGGCUCAGAGUCGUAAAUACUGAAGAAACUCCACAAAGAGACAACUCAAAAGGUGAUAUUUCAUAUUUCCAAUGUCGCAGAAGCGUUCCUUUAAGUUCUAUUUCAUGGCUUAUUAUUGUAUCGUUCAUGUUUAAAAUCAGUCAUGAAGAUUGUAAUCCUGAAAGUUUGAUAAAAAGCUGA